GAACGAAGUUGCCAAGCUAUAGUCAAAAUUGAUUUUAAAUUAACUCCAUAUUCUAAAGACCACGAUUGACAUACACAAUCUAAAGGUCUUAAUAGAUGACUAUAUAUUAUAUUAUUAAUUACCCAGUGUAUUACAAUGUGGCGGUACUACGCAGUACCUAAAGUUAAGCACUACAAUAUCAGCUAUUCUGUUAUCUCUUUGUAUACAUAGGUAUAACGCAGUUACCGAUUAUGGCCGGAGAGCAAGUCAUUUAGUAGUCGGCAACAGUCACAACUUACAUUAGUUUAGUUGCGCGUGCGCCUCGGUCGAGGCGAGCGGCUUGUUAGCUGCCGAAAUUAUUACCCGAUAAUGUAAAUUAAUAAUAAAACCCGAAAAAUUAUCAAACCGGAGUUGCCUACGCGGUAAUUAGUCCACACUAUGGAGUGCUACACAUCUGACAGCUGCGAUAGCGACAGCAGGGAGGAAAAAACGCUCGAUUUAUCAAAUAGAGCUUUGGAUUGCGAGACAAUAUCGUCUGAAAUGGAUAGCAUUAUCGAAGAAAAGGGCUGUGCGUCGAAAUACGAGAUCUUUCUGCUCUACAGUAAUCAAAUAGAGGCCCUGCCGAGCUCUAUUAACAGUUUUAUCAACCUCAAGAUAUUAGACAUAAGCAAUAACAGGCUGACCUCGCUCCCUGAUGUGCUCAAACAUUGCCCGCUUACAUCACUGAUAGCCAAACACAAUCAUCUGACCAACGAGUCGCUGCCGAAGUGUUUUUACUCAUCAAAGAAUACCCUGCGAGAACUCAACUUAAGUGGGAACAAGUUGAAUUUCUUCCCAGAACAAGUAUUACAAUUAAUAUCGCUGAAAUACCUUUAUUUGGGGGGCAACAACAUAGUCAAUAUACCAAAGGAUAUCUGGAAGUUGAAUAGCUUACAAAUAUUAUCAUUAGGAGGAAACCAAAUAACCGAGGUACCUGAUUCUGUGGGAGGUCUCACAUCGCUUCAGGCCUUAGUUUUAAGCAAUAACCAAAUAGAACAAUUGCCAGCUAGCAUUGCAAACCUCAAGCAACUCAGGUCGCUUCUUAUCCAUCAAAACAAACUGAAGACCUUACCAACUCAAAUUAUAAAGCUGAAAUGCCUAUCAGAGUUGAGUCUUCGCGACAAUCCUCUAGUGGUGAGAUUCGUGCGAGACAUGACGCUGCAGCCGACGUCACUGCUCGAACUCGCGGGCCGAACGAUCAAACUGCACGAGAUACCAAUCCGUGAGGGAGAAGUGCCAGCAUCACUGAUCAAGUAUUUGACAACUGCCCAGUGUUGCGUUAACCCGAAAUGUAAAGGUGUAUUCUUCGAUAAUCGGGUUGAGCACAUUAAGUUCGUCGACUUCUGCGGCAGAUAUCAGAUCCCACUGUUACAGUAUCUGUGCAGUUCCAAGUGCAUCACAGGCAGGUGGGAGAGCCGGGAGGUGGACAGCAAUGCACCGUCGCAUAUGAUGAGAAAAGUUCUUUUGGGGUAAAAAGUGUUGUGCCUACCAAAUCUUAUACGUAAACAUGGACUGGAUUUUAUUAAGCUUGAUGAAACUAUACAGGGUGCUCGGAAGUAUUUCCCAUAACUGAGUUAGGUAUAUAUAAUAAAUCUUAUAUUAUGACCUAGCCAAACUUAUUCAUUGACAAAUAUCAUGAAGUAGCUUACUAGUGAAGUGUCAGUUGCCAGUCGUCGAUAACGAGUUAACGACAGUCUUACCACUACGAUUACGUAUUUAAAAUGUAAGGAUAGAUCUUUAUCUAUCCUUAUGGCGUUAUUAUUCCGACUAUCCAUGUAAUAUUGUUACAUUACAUGGAUAGUCGAAAUUAUUUGAAGUACUUUGUAUGAAAACAUAAAGUGUUUUUUAGUUAAAAAAAACGUCAUUAUGUUCGGCUCCCAUUAGUGGACUUAUCAACACCUUGAAGUUAUGAAAAAGAACUCCAAGCACUCUGUAUAUAAAUAUACUUAAACAAUACCAGUGGCGUGUACAGGGUUUUUAACUAGGGUAAGCAUUAUACAUAAAGAUUAUACAAAAUGGAAAAUUCCUUCUCUGAUAAUUUUGUAAGGACUCCACAGGGUAUUUUGUAUGAAGUGCACGCCACUGAACAAUUACUAUACUCACAUCACUAUCUAGCCUCAGAAUACAGCGUAGCCAUGUGUUAUGGGUACUAAGAUAGCUGAUAUUAUAUUACAUACAUUAAUAUACUACAUGUAAAUACAUAGAUAAUGUAUAAGUACACCCAGACAGGUGGUCUGUAGGUCUCUUUCGUCCUAUCACAACGAAAGACUCUUUCGUCCUAUCACAACGGAAGACUCUCUUUCGUCCUAUUACACCGAAAGACUCUCUUUCGAAAAAGAGAGCGAUAUUUUCGGUACGUCAAAAUAUGAUCUUUAGUCUGCAUGUUAGGCCUAGGCAUGGGCCGUGGUUAGUUAUUACCCUACCAACAAAGUUGUAACGCCAAGUUACAUCUAUUCUGGUCAAACAGUCAAGAGGUAUGAAUAGAAUAAACUUGUACCCCUUCCAAAUAAGCCAGCUUCCAUCAUGGACUGCAUCACAAACAUCAGCUGAGACUGAGAGCACAAUCAAGGCCUAACAUUGAAUAAAAAACAAAUUAUCAAAAAGUUUGAAGCCAGUUUAGGGUUCAGCAAGAAAGAGCUAUUUUUAAAUUACGCCCACUUUCAACAAAGGCUUAUGGCUUCUAUGUCUGGCUGUAUAUUUUAAUAUUAUUUAUGACAGUUUGACAAAGAUACAAUUUAUUUUAUCUCAUAAUGUAAAAUUUGGUAGACACAACAAUGAAUCUUGAAAGUAAAAAUGAUUGUUUAUAAUGGUUUAGUAGUCUUCAAAAAAAAAUAACAUGUUAUUUGUACAAUUUGUAUUUUCAAUCUAACUUGAUAAUAUUUAUAAUUUUUUUGUUAAGUUGUGUCAGGGUCUAACAAAAUAAAAGAUGUAAAAAAUAUUUAGUGAUAAAUAUAUUAUCAAUUGUUAUUGUUUAUAAAUUAUUAUCUUAUUCUAUCUAACUGUUGAACAUAUUAUAUUGUAACAAAGCAA
This is a messenger RNA of Bicyclus anynana (squinting bush brown), 3048 nucleotides long. Its product is annotated as leucine-rich repeat-containing protein 58. NCBI's taxonomy places the organism in Eukaryota, Metazoa, Arthropoda, Insecta, Lepidoptera, Nymphalidae. The transcript has 4 exons. The coding region runs from base 418 to 1491 and encodes 357 amino acids. The record is from RefSeq and is a predicted model, not a curated record. Gene Ontology annotation, molecular function: protein binding.